AUGAAUGGCUUGGUAGACCCACUAUUCAAUGUGUUUUAUGCCAAGAAGUCGACAAAGGAGCUGUGGGAUGCUUUGGAGAAGAAGUACAAGAUCGAAGAUGCUAGGGCAAACAAAUUUGUCGUUGGCCGGUUUUUGGACUUCAAAAUGGUGGACUCAAAAACCAACAUUAGUCGAGUCCAAGAUUUUCAAGUAAUUCUGCACGAGAUUCAUGCAGAGGGAAUGUUUCUGAGUGAAUCAUCCCGGGCAAUUACUUUGAUUGAGAAGCUGUCUAAUAGUUGGAAAGACUUCAAGAACUACUUGAAGCACAAGCGAAAUGAGAUAACAGUUGAAGAGCUUGUUGUCAGGCUUCGUAUUAAGGAAGACAACAAGAAGAAAGUGAGGAGUACCUCCACUGUGAAAGCAAAUGUGGUUAAGUAUGGCCAGUCAUCGGGGGUGAAGAAGAAGUCACCGAUAGGAAAAAGCUCAGAGUUAGGGGCUAUAGGUGGAGUCUUUAAGAGGUCAGUCUACAAGCCGCAGGAACCUAUUUUUAAGUUUAAUGGAAGGUGCUUCAACUGUGGAAGUGAUGGACAUCGGGCGGUUGAUUGCCACAAGAAGAAGAAACCCUACAAAAAGAACCCUCCACAAAACAAAAGCCCUGCUCACAUAGCUGAAAUGGAGGAUCUAUCACAAGAUGUGGACGACAUGUAUCUGCAUGGUGGGUGGACACUCAGGCCAUUCGCUACAUCUGUUCUGAAAAGAAGAUGUUUACAACUUUCGAAUCGGUUUCAAACGGUGAGAAGUUGUUCAUGGGGAAUUCUGCCACCUCAACUGUUGAGGAUGAAGGCAAGAAGCAAAUAUGAGACAAUUGAUAAAUUUGUUCUUUUUAAGAAUGAAGUUGAGAAUCAACUAAGCUGUAAGAUCAAGGCUUUAAGAAGUGAUUGUAGUGGUGAGUAUGAAUCCCUGUUUAUUGAGCUUUGUGCUCAAUUUGGGAUUAUGCAUCAAACUACAUCGCCUUAUUCUCCUCAGUCAAAUAGUGUUGCUUAG
Camellia sinensis is the source of this 1023-nucleotide messenger RNA. The record is from RefSeq and is a predicted model, not a curated record. NCBI's taxonomy places the organism in Eukaryota, Viridiplantae, Streptophyta, Magnoliopsida, Ericales, Theaceae.